Podarcis muralis (Common wall lizard) is the source of this 4887-nucleotide messenger RNA. NCBI's taxonomy places the organism in Eukaryota, Metazoa, Chordata, Lepidosauria, Squamata, Lacertidae. The record is from RefSeq and is a predicted model, not a curated record.
AGAAAUAAUAGAAUGGCUUAAAGCACUAUCCCUGCAUACAUAUGGAGGCUCCAUUCAGAUAUUGGAUUGCUAACUGUGGUUGGUCUCCUCCUUUUUGGAAAGCUGCCUUAAGGUGGUGGCCGUCAACACGUCCUGUGGCAGCAAGCAAAUUCCAUGAGCAAAUCUGAAACUGCCUAUGGAAUUGAGCCGUAAUUACAAAUAAGUUACUUAUAGGCAUAUAAAAAAGAUGAGGCACUGGGAGGAUGUGACUCAGCAGGAGCCCAGGGUGGCCUUAACCAAAGCUGGCUGUGGAACGGAACGUGAAGAUGAUUGUGGAAAGUUCUCUCCCAGGGUGCCUGUGACCGGUGGGUCAUUCUCUGCCAUUCUAUCAAGUCCAAUCCAGAGGCUUAAAGUCCACCCGGGUUGCCUCUCCGCAAUUGUACCUGGCACUGAAUUGCUCUUGCCCAGGUUGUGAAAUCACUGGGCUUCCAGUCCCAGCGUGGUUUUUAUUAUUUUCGGAGGCUGGCUGAGCCCUCCAGUGGCAGAGCUCCGAAAGGAUGUCCCAGGCGUGGGAUCCCCACGGGAAAAACUGAAAGUGCUCGGUCUCCUGCUCUGUGCUGUUUGCUGCUUCAGGGUCUUUGUAGAUAGCUGUGUGCUAGUUGAUGAUUAACCAAGGUAUGACAAUUGCAACAUGCGCAUGGCCCUAGAGAUCCAGGUUUCUCUGCGUGGGAAAAGGAGCUAGCAGGUGAUUGCAUGGGGAGCCUUCUCCAUGCCCUGGAAUUUCAGGAUUCAGCAGGGCCCACAGCUGAGCUGCUGAUGCUGGAAAACCCACAAAGGAAUCUGUGGCUGGAAAGGCGGUCCUAGUGGAAGUCCCCUGCAGAUGGAUAGGAAGGCUGCCUUCUAACCCACCGGAAUGGAGAAGGCAGCUCCCAGCGAGACCCAGCCCCUCGCGCCUCCAAAGGCCUCGAACUGUAAGGAAGGGGAUGACUGCUCAGAGAACGGACUCCUGAUCAAGAUCACAGAACCUAAAUUCCAACUGGCGGAGGGUGCAAACCAAGCCCACCCUAGCCAGGGAGAAAAGGAGGAGACCACGAGCCCUGUGUCCAAUGGGAUUUCAGGAGCCCAGAGCCCAAGUCCUUGCAAUGCGACAGGGGGCAGCGAAGGCACCCCUCCCACACCCGCUGCUCCCAUGACCACCACCCUCUGUGUGGCAGAGGGUCAGCAGCAGCUGAUGGAGCUGGAUGAGAGGGAGACUUGGAGCAAGAAAGUGGACUUUCUCCUCUCUGUUAUUGGCUAUGCAGUAGAUCUAGGAAAUGUAUGGCGCUUCCCUUAUAUAUGUUACCAAAACGGAGGAGGAGCUUUCCUCAUCCCGUACACAAUCAUGGCUAUCUUUGGAGGGAUCCCGCUCUUCUACAUGGAGCUGGCACUGGGGCAGUAUCACCGAAAUGGAUGCAUCUCAAUCUGGAGGAAGAUCUGUCCCAUUUUCAAAGGAAUUGGCUAUGCCAUCUGCAUCAUUGGCUUCUACAUUGCCUCAUACUACAACACCAUCAUGGCAUGGGCCUUGUACUACCUCAUCUCCUCGUUCACGAGUGAGCUGCCCUGGACCAGCUGCAAAAACCCCUGGAACACCAACAACUGCACAAACUACUUCUCCAACAAGAGCACCGCCUGGACUGCCAACUCGACCUCCCCGGCAGAAGAAUUUUACACCCGCCACAUUCUCCAAGUGCACAGAUCCAAGGGGCUGGAUGACCUGGGAGGAAUCAGCUGGCAGCUCGUCCUGUGUUUGAUGCUUAUCUUCACCAUUGUGUACUUCAGCAUCUGGAAAGGAGUCAAAACAUCUGGAAAGGUUGUGUGGGUGACUGCCACAUUCCCUUAUGUCAUACUCUUUGUCCUCUUAAUACGGGGCGCUACCUUGCCUGGGGCCUGGAGAGGGGUGGUCUACUACCUGAAGCCCGAAUGGGAUAAGCUUUUUGCUACUGAGGUGUGGAUUGAUGCAGCUGCUCAGAUCUUCUUCUCUCUCGGCCCAGGAUUUGGGGUCCUCCUAGCCUUUGCAAGCUACAACAAGUUCCAUAACAACUGCUACCAGGACGCUCUAGUCACCAGCACUGUGAACUGCCUGACCAGUUUUGUGUCCGGGUUCGUCAUCUUCACCGUGCUGGGGUACAUGGCUGAGAUGAGGAACCAAGAGGUGGCAGACGUGGCCCGAGACACAGGACCCAGCCUCCUCUUCAUCACCUAUGCAGAGGCCAUCGCAAACAUGCCUGCCUCCACCUUCUUUGCCAUUAUAUUCUUCCUGAUGUUGAUCACCCUGGGACUGGACAGCACAUUUGCAGGCCUAGAAGGGGUGAUCACUGCCGUCCUGGAUGAAUUCCCGCACAUCUGGAGCAAGCGCCGGGAGGUGUUUGUGCUGGGUUUCAUUGUGACCUGCUUCUUGGGUGCCAUGCCGACGCUGACCUUUGGUGGUGCGUAUGUCGUAAAGCUGCUUGAAGAAUAUGCCACCGGCCCAGCUGUGAUAGCUGUGGUGUUCCUGGAAUCCAUUGCAGUGGCUUGGUUUUACGGUGUCAGCCAGUUCUGCAGUGACGUGAAAGAGAUGCUUGGAUUCAGCCCUGGGUGGUUCUGGAGAAUCUCCUGGGUGGCCAUCAGCCCAAUUUUCCUCCUGUUUAUCAUUUGCAGCUUCAUGUCGAGUCCUCCAGAACUCCGCCUCUUCGACUAUACUUAUCCUUACUGGACUGUGGUGUUGGGCUACUGUAUUGGGACCUCGUCCUUCAUUUGCAUUCCCACCUACAUGGUCUAUCGGUUGGCAACCACACCAGGGACACUUAAAGAGCGUAUUCUAAAAAGCAUUACUCCAGAAACAGCCACAGAGAUUCCCUUUGGUGACAUCUGUAUGAAUGCUGCCUAAACAGCUGUUAGUGGGAGGUGUGUGGGGGGAGGGGGUUCACUAGCUCCUUGACUCUCUUGUUGCUUUGAAGCUCCUUCCCAAAGAACUGAAUUUCCACUGAGAAGUGUGUUUGUGACAAGAGGCAGAAGUGUGGUGACAAAAGAUUAGGGCCGCUGAUCGUCUGAAACUAAAGACUGGCUGCACUCCUUAGCACCAGGCUCUCUUCUGAGUUUCGAUUCACUGCACUGGUUUUUUUGUUUUGGAAACAUGAGGAUGCGCUCAAGUGUGAAUGAGUAUCCGUUACUCCAUCCAUGGUGGGUGGGGCAAGGGGCCAUCUGAAUGCAUGCAUGGUUUACUCAAGCCUCUUGUCAGGACAACUGUCGCGAUUUAGGAUUAUAUUUAGAACUCAUCUGUCUGUGCCGACACACCUGUUAUCACUCUCAAUGUGAUCCUCUGUAAUAGAACCUGUUGUAUAUGCUUCUAGGGACCUCACUGUUUUCAACCUAGCUGAAGAAAUAUGGGAACUCACCCAGCCCAACCCAAUGCAUUUUACCAAAUUAAUAUGCAGACAAAGUUUCAUGGUUUGAAUGGGGCCUCUGCUCAACACCUGGAAGAGAGACGUUACUGAACCCCCCUGUGCAAGUGUUGAGCUUGUAUAGAACUGCGGGUCUUCUGGAGUUCUGCUAGACUUGCUGCAGAAGGAAGGAAGGAAAGUGUAUCUACCUGUAAAGAUUUUUUUGGGGGGGACCCCACUAGUUAUCUCCAAAAAAAUAGCCUAUCAGAAGAGAAAGAAAGACCCUUUUAUCUAAUAAGCUAUCUAUAUGUAGGGAUUAUGUGCUUUAGAUAAACGGAGGAGCAUUCAGACAUGAAACCUACACCGAAGUGGUACAGACCUGCAACAACUGCACCACAUGACCCUGCUAAUUCUGUACCUGGUCCUAAGAAGGGGCUCAAUCUCAGCUGAAGUGGUGAAGCCAUCCAGUGCUGGCUGUGGGGUGGAGUGGUCUGCUCACUGCCACCUGCUGCAAGACAUUUCAGAAGACUGUUAAAUCGUCACCUUGCCACACUACAUUGGUGUUCAAAUGUAUGCUGGGGUUCACCACCUGCAUUGCUCCCCCAGCUGUUCACCCACCCACCACUCCAGGUGCAAGUGUACAGGAAUGCAUUUUUGCCACCAUACAGGUGUAUCUUUUUACCUAUAGCGCUAUGUGCUUGUUAUAGCAGUCUAAUGCAUUCAGGGAGCAAAUAUUCCCAUAGCCUAGUGUAGCCACACAUAGAGGACUACUUCUUAAGAAGUGUCCUAACUGGGUUUUUGUUUGUUUUUUAAUGGAGUGGGCACAGAGCUGUUCAUUAUAUGCAACCACUCUAUAGGAGCUGUGCUCCACUGCAGCUCUGCAUCAGGAGACAUGGAAGGCAGUGACAAGUGAGGCUCUCACUUUUGAAAGCCUCUUUUAUGAGCGCUGAACUCCAAACUUAGAAAGCUGGCAGAGGCAUUAAACUUGUAUGUUUACUGCUGUUGCAAAAACAACAGGUGUAAUUAGCUGGAAGACUGAGCUACACUAAACACACACAGUGCCGAGAUUACAGUUUAUUAGGCCUUUUGACAGAUGCUGCUGUUCUGAACACACCUACCCACGGAGUCAUUAAUUGUUCCAAAGAAAACAGUAUUAAAUCAAUUUCUGGUACAUGGAAGUAACCCACCAAGUGUUUCUGCUGCACAGGCCACAUUAAAACAAGUGGGACCUGCGCAAGAGGUUGGCUUGGGCGCUUAUUUAGGCAACUGUGUGAAUUGGGACCAUGUCUACCUUUUUGUAUGGAGAAAUUAAAACUGGAGUUUUAUUUUACAAAACUAAAGCAUUCCUCUCUUAACUUGUAUAUAAAUGCGCCUGUAUUAAUUUAUGCUGCUGCUGCUUUGGUUAUGUUGAAUGUCCCAAGCUGGAUUGUAUGUCAUCAGUAUGUGCCUUGCGAUGUAAACUGUUACUGUAAUAAAUUUAAUAUCAUAAUAAAAUGACAGUUGUAUCCCC